GUUGGUGGCAAUGAGUGCAUGAAUUAGCGGUUAAAUCUGAAACUGAAAUCUGAAAGACGAAGACAUGGAUUUGAGUUUUAAAUCAAAAAGGAAUUCGAGAUAUAAAUAUGGUCGGCGCCGAAGUAGAAGCUUAGGAGGCAUUAUUUCUACUGAACUAUGCAAAACUAUUGAUAAUUGUUUGCCUCCUGAAGAGAGGUUAAAACUUUUGAUUGAAAAUGCUCUUAAGACCACUUGUUUGAUAGUUGGAAGAGAAUUUGGUAUUCCUGUUACUUCUGAAGAAGUGAAUGAAAAUAUAUCGAAAUGUCUGACAAACAUAGACUCUGAGCUCAAGGAAAAAGAUCUGUAUAAAACUGCUGUUUUCGGGGAAGAGAGUUUGAAGGAAGAACCAUUGAUAAAUAAUCUUGCAAUGUAUAAUAAAGAAGCUGCCAGGAUGGAUAAAGAAAGUAUGGAAUGGGAUGAGCUCUUAACUAAUGAAAGAAAAGCUUUAAAUGAUGUAAAGAAUCAAACUCCAGCUUAUUCGUUUAAGAAAACUUUAGAUUGCCAAGAAUUGGAAAAAGUGGAUUUCAGAAAACAUACUGAUGAUCUUUCUUUAAUAGUUGAAAGCCAUAAUUUCCAGGUGGAUAAAAUAUCUUCAUCAUGUGAAAAACUUAACAAAUAUAUUGAACUAACAAAUAAAGUAGUUGCUUGCUUAAGCAAAGAAACAAGAGAUAAUUUCUCAAGAAGGAUUGAACACACCCCAAGAAAAUUGAUAAAGAUGUUUAAAAAAUCAUACAAAUAAGAGAGAAAUGCUAUUUUGUUCCCAUUAUUUAAAUGCUGUAACAUUUUAAUUCAUUUUUUGUACUAUAUUAUAUAUAUCACAUUUUUUCUUAUUAAAUAGUGAAAAUAAGAAAUGUAG
Messenger RNA from Parasteatoda tepidariorum (common house spider), 895 nucleotides. RefSeq lists its product as uncharacterized. The record is from RefSeq and is a predicted model, not a curated record. Lineage: Eukaryota; Metazoa; Arthropoda; Arachnida; Araneae; Theridiidae.